Messenger RNA from Zootoca vivipara (common lizard), 8057 nucleotides. The record is from RefSeq and is a predicted model, not a curated record. Lineage: Eukaryota; Metazoa; Chordata; Lepidosauria; Squamata; Lacertidae.
AUGCUCCACAAGUGUGAGAUGUGGGAACAGGAUUCAGAAGUGGACCAAGGGCGCCUCGAGGGAGAACCAGAGGAUAUUGUUGCUCUCCUAGCUUGCUCAAUACCAGAGGGCUAUAGUACUGGGGGCUGGUUCUUCAAUCACAGCGAACACUGCUUCUCUGGUUACAGGGGGGCUGUUUCCCACUCCAGCAGGUCUCCACUCCCCCCUCUGUUCUUGCCUCCAGGCCACUUGGACAGCGUGUUCUACUCCAUCUCCUCGGGGGACCCGCACGGCUACUUCUCUGUGGACCCAGAACUGGGGGAGCUGCACACCAGCCUGCCCCUGGACGACGAGGCUCAGCCCCUCCUCCUCCUGGAGGUCCAAGCCCGCAGCGGCUCCCCUCCCGCCUACAGCAGCGCUCGGGUGCAGAUCAGCAUCACGGACGUGAACGACAAUGCACCCGCCUUCCUGGCCCCCUCUGACUCGGUGCUGCUACCCGAGGGGGCUGCCCUGGGCACGGUGGUCUACACCCUGCAGGCGGAGGACCGUGACAGCGGGGUGAAUGGGCAGGUGCGCUUCGAACUGGCCUCAGGAGGGGCCAGCGCUUUCACAGUGGAGCACUUCUCCGGGAAGGUGCGGCUCGCAGGGGCCCUGCAGCGGGAGACCAGUGCCCCCUACAGACUGGUCAUCCUGGCGCAGGACGGCGGGGUCCCCCGGCUCAGUGCCACCUUCACCCUCUUGGUUCACCUGCAAGCAGCCGAUGAGCACAGCCCCAUCUUUGACACAAUCACCUACCGCGUGGAGGUGCGCGAGGGCGUGCCCGUGAGCACCCGCUUCCUGCAGGUGCGAGCCCUGGCACGGGAGCCCAGUGCCCCAUUGGCCUACCACCUGCGGGCCGAGGGGGAUGCAGCCAGCUUUGGCAUCGCCCCAGACACUGGCUGGCUGUACGUGCGCAGCACCCUCGACCGGGAGGUGCAGGAGCUGUACGUGCUGACGGUGCUGGCGGUGGCCGGGGAGGGCGAGGGUCGCCAAACUGGCACCAGCACCGUGCGCGUCACUGUCACGGAUGAGAAUGACAACAGCCCCCGCCUGAGUGAGGAGCGCUACUUCUUCACUGUGGCUGAGAACAGGCCGGCAGGCAGCAGCGUGGGCCGGGUGACGGCCAGCGACCGGGACGCGGGACAGAACAGCCGCCUGGCCUACCGCCUGGUGCCAUCCGAGGGGAACUUCCUGAUCCACACCCAGACUGGGGAGCUGAGCCUUCGGAGGAGCCUGGACCGGGAGCAGCAGGCCAGCUACCAGCUGCAGGUCGUGGUUCAGGACGGGGGGACGCCACCACGCAGCACCACUGGCACCGUCUACGUCACUGUCCUGGAUGAGAAUGACAAUGCACCCACCUUCCUGCACGUGGCCGAGGGCCGCGAACUCCUCCUCCAGGUUCUGGAGGAGAAGCCGGCUGGGCUGCUGGUGGCUUCGCUGAGGGCCAAAGACCCAGACGAGGCAGAGAACGGCACUGUCUUCUACUCGCUGUCAGGUGCCUGGGCAGAGCGCUUCUCCCUGCACGUGGCCACCGGGGAACUGCGGACAGCCACCCGGCUGCGCCAAGCAGAACGGGGCGAGUACGCUUUCACAGUGACAGCAAGCGACCGAGGUGCUGCCCCCCAGAGCACAACAGCAGCCGUGCGCAUCCAAGUGGUGUCCACAGCCCGCCUGCUGCCCCGCCCUGACACCACGGUGCUGACCUUUCACCCCUCGGAGGGCCUGCAGCCGGGCUCUCUCAUUGGCUGUGUGGCCCCCCCAGAGCCACCUGCACCUGGGCAAGUGACCUACAUGCUGGUGGGGGGCAGCAGCGGGGACGGCCUCUUUGUGGUGGACCCAGGCACGGGGAACAUCUACGUGGCCCAGGAGCUAGACUACGAAGCAGGGAUGAAGCACAGCCUGCAAGUGAGCAUGGAAGACGUCCUGCAGGGCUACCCCAGCCAGCGCCUGGUCUUGGUCGAGAUCCAUGUGCAGGACAGCAACGACCACGUUCCCACGUGGCCCCAGGACCCUGUCACUGUGGUGGUGUCUGAGGGGGCCACCCCUGGCACAUCCCUCUUCACCUUCCAGGCCCUGGAUGGGGACGGCCCAGGACCCAACAGCCAACUGCGCUACAACCUCUUGCACCAGGAGGCCCCCCAGGCCCCCUUCCAGCUGGAUGCGCGCAGCGGGGAGCUGAGCCUGCAGGGGGCACUGGACCGCGAGACUCAGUCAGCCUACCUGCUGGUGGUCCAGGCCACAGACCAGGCUCUCAACGCUAGCCAGCGCCACUCGGCGGCUGUCACUGCCCACAUCUUCGUCACGGACGAGAACGACAACGGGCCUGAGUUCUGCACCCCCUCGAGAAUUGACAUCCCUGAGGACCAGCCCGUGGGCUUCCUGGUGCUCCAGGUGGUGGCAAGGGAUCGGGACCUGGGAGAGAACGGGAGGGUCAGCUAUGCGCUCCGAGCAGGGAACCUGGAUGGGCGAUUCCACCUCAACCCCAACACAGGCGCCCUAUCCAUCGUGAGGACACUGGACCGGGAGGAAGUAUCCCAGCAUAACUUGACAGUGGUAGCCACGGACCACGGGUCGCCACGGCGCUCUGCCACGCAACUCCUGCAUGUGCAUGUGCUGGAUGUGAACGACCAGGCGCCUGCCUUUGAGAGAAACAGCUACGAAGCCAGUGUGGCAGAAAACCUGCCCCCUGGUGUUCCGGUGCUGCAGCUGCAUGCCACCGACCCCGACCUGGGAUCCAAUGGGCAGGUGUCCUAUGGCGGCAUCUCUGGGGACGAGUUCUCCAUCGACCCCCACACAGGUCUGAUCAGCACCCGGCGCUCCCUAGACCAUGAGGAGCGGGCAGAGCACUUGCUGACAGUGUACGCACGGGACAAGGGGCUGCCCCCUCGCCAGGCCAAAGCCACGGUCCGCAUCCUGGUGGCAGAUGACAACGACCAUGCACCCACCUUCCAGGCUGAGGCUUCUUCCCUGGAGGUCCCAGAGAACCAGAGCCAGGUGGAGCUGACCACCGUGCGGGCCACGGAUCACGAUGCAGGAGAAAAUGGGCGCCUCACCUAUCGCCUGGCAGCUGGAGACUCUGAGGAAGACUUCGCCUUGAACCCCGUCUCCGGCCAGCUGUCCACAGCACGAGGCCUGGACCGGGAGCGUGUGGCCAGCUACGCCCUGACUGUCCAGGCCUGUGACCACGGCUCCCCCCCACGCUGCGCCAGCCUGGCGCUCCACGUGGAAGUGCUGGAUCUGAACGACAAUGCCCCUCACUUUGCCCAGGAAAGCUAUGUGGCCGAGGUGCCCGAGGACUUGCCCGUGGGGGCGCUGGUGCUGCAGCUGGAGGCCAAGGACCCGGACGAAGGGCCCAAUGGACGCAUCUCCUACUUCCUGGCCAACGAGUCGCUGGGCACCUUCCAGGUGGAGCCUCAGACAGGCCGCCUCACCACCACACAGCCACUGGACCGGGAACACCGAGACUCUUACCGCUUCGUGGCUGUGGCCGUGGACUCGUCCCCACUGAGCCCCCGCAGUGCUUCCGUGCAGGUCACGGUCAGCGUCCAGGACGUCAACGACCACAUCCCGGCCUUUCCGCUCAGCCCACUUUCUGUCACGCUGCCCCGCAACAUGCCCACCAAGCGGGUGGUGGCCACGCUGCGGGCUGAGGACCAUGACGCGGGCGCCAACGCCUCCCUCCUCUACCGCCUGGCCGCCCCCAGCCCCGCCUUUGCCAUCAACACCUACACAGGUGCCAUUCAGCUGCUGCAGCCCCUGGGCACCCUCACCCAGCGCCAGCGCACUGUCUUCGUCCUGGCCAGCGACCUGGGGGAGCCCCCGCUCUCCUCCAUCGGAGUGGUGGUCAUCCACCUGCAAGACGAGGGCUUCCGGGGGGUCCGCUUCCCCCGCAGCACCAGCGAUGUGACGCUGCCAGAGAACGCUGUGGCAGGCACCACCGUGCUGAGCACCCCAGCCACCCACACAGCCGGCUCCUCAGGCCGCAUCAGCUACAGCAUCAUCAGUGGCAAUGAGAAGGGCGCUUUCCACAUCCAGCCCAGCUCAGGCCUGGUGUCCGUGCAGAAUCCCCGCAGCCUGGACUUUGAGCUGAGCCCCCGCUUGCGCCUAGUGCUGCAGGCAGAGUCCGCCUCCUCCUUCAGCUUCAUGGCUGUGAACGUCAACCUGCAGGACGUCAACGACAACCACCCGCGCUUCCGGCUGCCCAACUACGUGGCCUUCAUCUGGGAGGCCCAGGGCUAUGACUCGCCUGUCAUCCAGGUUGUGGCAGAUGACUUGGACCAGGGUCCCAACGGGCAGGUGACGUACACCAUCAACCAGACGCUGCCCAUGAAUGGGCUCUAUCGCAUCAACAGCCAGACGGGCGCCAUCACGACAGCGGCCAUUCUGGACAGGGAGAUUUGGGCCCAGACCCGCCUGGUGCUGACUGCAACAGACCGAGGAAACCCUCCCCUGGUGGGCUCUGCCACCCUCACGGUGCUGGUGAUGGAUGUGAAUGACAACAGCCCCACCAUCCCUGCCCCCUGGGAGGUGCGAGUGCCUGAGAAUGCCCUGCUGGGCACCGAGAUCACCAUGGUGACGGGCAACGACGUGGACUGCGGGCCGCAGCUCUCCUACAUGCUGGUGUUGGACAGUGGCACCGCUGGCACCUUCAGCAUCCUGCGCUACGGGGGCCGCAUCACUCUGCUGGGGCCGCUGGACUAUGAGCAGCGCAGCCGAUAUGCACUGACCGUGCGCGCCUCAGACUCUCAGCACGAGACGGAGGCCAACGUCACGGUGCUGGUGGAAGACGUCAACGACAACCCUCCGGUCUUCUCCCAGGCCCUGUAUCAGGUUGUACUGCCAGAACACACCCGAGCCGGCAGCCCCAUCCUGACCCUCAGCGCCACAGACCUGGACUCGGGCGCCAAUGGGGAGGUCACCUACCAGCUGGCCAGGCCAAGCCGCUUGGUCUCCAUCCACCGGACCAACGGGACCUUGUUCACCACGCAGCUCCUGGUGCUGGACCCGGGGUGCUCCACACUGGACAUCCUAGUGGAGGCUCAUGACCGGGGCACACCCAGCCUUUCGGCCUGGACCACGGUGCAGAUCCAAGUGCUGGAUGUGAACGACCACGGGCCUCAGUUCUUGAAGCCGCACUACAACGCCUGCGUGUCAGAGGACCUGCACCCGGGGACCACCCUGCUCACCCUGGAAGCCAUAGAUGCCGACGUGACGCGGGAGAAUGCGGCCCUUGACUACACCAUUGUCAGCGGGAACAGUGGCCACGCCUUCCAGUUGGAGGGCCGUUCCGGGGGCGCCAGCGCCCUGGUGCUGGUGGAGCCCCUUGACUUUGAGGCCGUGGCGGUCUACAACUUGACGGUGGCCGUGUCAGACCGGGGAGUGCCUCAGCACAGCGCCGUGGUGUCCGUACUUCUCACUGUGCUGGACGUCAAUGACAACCCCCCGGUGUUUGGACGCUCUGCCUACCACGUGGCCGUGAGCGAGGGCACCGUGCCCGGGGCAGAGCUGCUGCGUGUGGGAGCCCAGGACCCUGACUCGGGGGCCCACGGCCAGGUCCGCUACACCAUCAGCUCCGGGGACCCUGGCGGGCUCUUCCAGCUGCACCCAUCCACAGGGGCACUGCGCCUGGCGAAGGCACUGGACUGCGAAGCCCAGGCCCUGCACAGCCUGGUGGUGCGGGCCUCGGAUGGAGCAGGCGGCCACUUUGCCCUAGCGUCCGUCACUGUGGAGGUGAAGGACGUCAAUGACAACCUCCCCUACUUCCCCCUGGAGGUGCUGAGCUGCAGCCUGCGGGAGAACCUGCCGCCAGGGAGCCUGGUCACCACUGUGCGGGCCGUGGACCUGGACGUGGGAGCCUUUGGGGAGCUGUCCUACGCCCUGCUGCCGACCGAGGGGAGGGAGGCCUUCGCCAUCAACAGCAGCUCCGGGGAACUGCACGCGCUCCAGCCCUUUGACUUUGAGCGCACGAAGGCCAUCCAGCUGCGGGUGCAGGCCACGGAUGUUGGCAACACGUCGGCCACGGCCACUGUACGUAUUCUGGUGACUGGGGAGGAUGAGUAUGACCCCGUGUUCCUCAGCCCAGCCUACAGCUUCGAGGUCCCCGAGGGUGCCCAGCGGGGGCAGAGCAUUGGGGCCGUGGUGGCCACAGAUGAGGACGAAGGCCCCGACGGCGUGGUGCUCUACACGCUGCUCAAGCAGUCUCCCUUCUUCGGGAUCAACCAAACCAGUGGCACCAUCUACCUGCGUGUGGACAGCCAGGCGCCCUCGGGGGGGCCUCCCAAGCAAGAGCCCCGGGAAAUGGUGCUGGAGGUGCAGGCCCACAGCCCCUUGCCCGCCUCGCGCUCGGCCUCCACCCAGGUCACCGUGGACGUGACGCACACCUCCUUCGGCCUGGUGCCUGACCUCAACCUGCUGCUGGUGGUGGCCGUGGCCGCCUCCCUCGGCGUGGUGGUUGUGCUGGCCACUGUGGCCAUUGUGCUGGCCCUGGUCCGCUCACGGCAGAGCCGUGGCCCCAAGGAGGUGGAUCUGGCCCAUGUGCAGAGCGGCUCCAUGCAGAAGCUGGGCCACAGCGAGCCAGCCCUGCCCGGCGGUGACUGCCUCUACCACGAGGCUCUGCCUGGCUAUGGCACGGAACCGGCCGGUCCCUACACCCGGGGUGGGUCUCUGGACCCUUCCCACUCCAGCGGGCGAGGCUCAGCCGAGGCAGCCGAGGAUGAUGAAAUCCGCAUGAUCAAUGAGUGCCCCCGCAUGUCCAGCGUCACCUCCUCCCUGCAGGAGCACCUGGCGGCUCGCGGACCUGACUCCGGCAUCCAGACGGACGCAGACCGUCUCUCUGACGUCUCCUGCGAGCCUGCCACCCUGGAUGCGGCUCACUGGUUCAAGAACCGGAAGGGGCCCGGUGGCCUGCUGCUUCCCGGCCAGCCCCCCCAGCUCUACCGGGAGGACGGGGGCAGCAGCGGUCCCUACCUGGGGGCCGGCUGUGGGCUCAGCGUCUCCUCCGCCCCCAAAGACUACUCUUUUCCGGAGGACGGGAAGCCAUGUGUGGAUGGGUCCUUGACAGCCAUUGUGGCCAGUGAUGAGGAGCUUCGCGGCAGCUACAACUGGGACUACCUCCUCAACUGGUGCCCCCAGUUUCAGCCACUGGCCAGCGUCUUCACAGAAAUUGCCCGCCUGAAGGACGAGAGCUCCCUGCGUAAGCCCUUCCCCACCAAGCCCAAGCCCCGCAUCGACCCACCUCCACUCAUCACCUCCGUGGCGCACCCGGGCGCCAAGUCAGUGCCCCCCAAGCCGGCCGUGGGGCGAGCCUUCCCCCACCUGGCCACAGCCUCCUCCUCCUCUCUGCGACGCUCCCCCAUCAGCCAUGAGGGCUCCCUCUCCUCGGCCGCCAUGUCACCCAGCUUCUCUCCCUCUCUCUCCCCACUGGCAGCGCGAUCCCCCAUGGUCUCACCCUUCGGGGUCUCCCAGGGGCCCUCGACGUCCGCCAUCAGCACCGAGCAUUCCCUGGAGGCCUCUGAGGAGGCCGAGCUCCGCAUUUAGCUUGGGACUCUGGAAAGGGUGUUGACUGAGCACAAGCCCCCUCCCCGCACUCCUGGAGCCGAGACUGGGACUUUGCUAGGCUGGCUCCUGCGUCUGGGGAGCUCUGCCUGCAGGAGAGUCGUGGGUUGCAGAAACUGCCCUGGCAUCACCGUCCUCACCUCUUCCUCGAUGCAAAGGGAUGCUGUGAGGGGCAGAAUGCGUCCCUCUCCAGGCAACUGGCUGGCAAAAGUGGUGGCAGGACAUGGGCUGCGCUCCCAGGGGGGCAUUCCAUGUGACAGAUCUCAUUGCCAUCCUUCCACUGCCCCCGACCCAUGUACAGACGCUACUCACAGGAAGACACACACCACCUUCUCAGUAUUGUUCCACCCCCACCCACCCCCAUGUGGCACUGCUCCCCCAUGCACACGGAGCUGGCUGGGCUGGGUCUGCUGAAGGGGCGUCUGGCUGAAGCCGCUGUUGCCUCUCAGGGCUGUCACUGCCCCCUCCAGACCCGUGAGAUGCUG